AUGAACAAUGUAGAACCGAUGUUGUGUCUUAUCGGUCCUAACGGUAUAGGACAGCACUUGAAGAAGCAACUCCUAUUCAAAACUAUCGCCACCAACUGCAUCAACAACAAGCAACAACAGCACGACGUAGACGGAAAGGAAGAGGACGACGACGAGGAGAAAACCAAUAGUUGUACACUGCUCCGCUGUUGUCGGUCAAACGGGCACACUUGCUCUCCUUUUGAUGGAUUAUGA
Messenger RNA from Caenorhabditis elegans, 234 nucleotides. NCBI's taxonomy places the organism in Eukaryota, Metazoa, Nematoda, Chromadorea, Rhabditida, Rhabditidae. The record is from the annotation of a RefSeq genome assembly.